Phyllopteryx taeniolatus (common seadragon) is the source of this 1930-nucleotide messenger RNA. It is a transcript of the gene akr1a1a, whose product is annotated as aldo-keto reductase family 1, member A1a (aldehyde reductase). Gene Ontology annotation, biological process: aldehyde catabolic process. The coding region runs from base 330 to 1304 and encodes 324 amino acids. Lineage: Eukaryota; Metazoa; Chordata; Actinopteri; Syngnathiformes; Syngnathidae. Gene Ontology annotation, molecular function: aldose reductase (NADPH) activity. The record is from RefSeq and is a predicted model, not a curated record. Gene Ontology annotation, cellular component: cytosol. The transcript has 9 exons.
ACUCAAGUCUGACGAGGAAACAUCACGUGAUCCCUUUGCGAUUAUUUCUCCCCAGUUUUCAGGUCCGUUGCAGGUUGGAGUUCAUUCUAAAUCGUCUGGCGUUAAGUCGUGUACAUUGCUGCAAGUGUAAAGGAGUACGCGGUGUGGACACAAACAGUGAGUUUGAUGUGUUAAGACAGACGCUACGGGCCGCAGCCAUUUUACGACGCGCGCAAGUCCCUUUUUUGCUAUUAUUUGCAGCUACUGCCUUUUGUGACUGUCAGGACUUGGUUAUAGUGACCGCUGACUUCACAGACUCACUUUAUGUGUUAGCUGCACAGAGGUGGAACAUGAGCGCCUUCAUGAUUCUCACGACAGGCCAGAAGAUGCCCACGGUUGGCCUCGGUACAUGGAAGAGUGCCCCGGGACAGGUGAAACAGGCCGUGCUGACAGCUUUGGACUGCGGCUACAGGCACAUUGAUUGCGCGGCAGCGUAUUGCAAUGAACAGGAGGUGGGAGAGGCUCUGGCUCUCAGGGUCGGUCCGGGCAAGGCUUUGCGUCGUGACGAAGUGUUUGUGACGUCUAAACUGUGGAACACCAAACACGAGCCCUCAGAUGUUGAGGAAGCAUGCAGGACCACCCUGGCCCACCUGGGUCUCUCCUAUGUGGACCUCUAUCUGAUCCACUGGCCCAUGGCCUUUCAACCGGGAAAGGAGCUGAUGCCUCGACGGGAAGACGGAAGUGUGUGUUACUCAGACAGACACUAUACGGACACUUGGGGCGCCAUGGAGGACCUCGUAGACCGAGGCCUGGUCAAGGCCAUUGGGCUGUCCAACUUCAAUACCAGGCAGAUGGAUGACAUCAUCAGAAUGGCCAGACACAAGCCUGUGGUAAACCAGGUGGAAUGUCAUCCAUAUUUGUCCCAAGCAGAUCUGCUGGCUCACUGUCAGUCAGCGGCAGUCUCCUUGACAGCCUACAGUCCUCUGGGCAGCGGGGAUCGACCCUGGGCCUCUGCCGAGGAGCCUUGUCUCCUGCAGGAUCCCCAACUGGGAGAAAUAUCUCAGCGACUCCACAAGACACCUGCCCAGAUCAUACUCAGGUGGCACAUUCAGAGGGGCGUCGUGUGCAUCCCCAAAAGUGUGACCACCUCCAGAAUCCAUCAGAACCUGCAGGUUUUUGACUUUUCCCUGUCAGAGGACGACAUGCAGCUGAUUGCCGCUUUAAAUCGCGGCCAACGCUUCAUCGCCCCAACAGUCGAGAGGGAUGGCAAGAGACUUUGGAGAGAUGCUGAACACCCUCAUUUCCCAUUCAAUGACCCUUACUGAGUCAAUAUUACCUGUACCUCAUGUGCAUUUUGUCAUUUAAUAUCGCAAAAUCAAAUUGUAUGAUUACUCAAGUCAUCUAUGUGAUAAUUAGUACACGAAUCGAUUCUGAGAAUUUUCAGUAUUAUAUAUUGUAGUUUUGAAAAUCUGCUUCCUCACACCUUUCUGUUAAAGGUUUUAAGACAAAUGGUUAAGGAUUUUACAUUUUGGGGUGGCCCAUGACCCUGUAUCCCACCAGAAUAGAUCGGAGCUUCCUUUAGUAAGAUGACCAUUCUGGAAGCAGUUACUAAAGGCUCAUUAAUGGGAUGUUUAAUCAUAUACCUUGAUACAAAGCAGAAGGGGGGGGGGGGGGGGGGAAACAAUUUUUGCGCUUUAUUCACUGUUUUGAAGGGAGACCAUUACAAUUUUUAGUCACCAAUUACUUUAUCGACACCCACAUUUCACUGUGCCUUCCUGUUAAAAAGAUUUUUAGGGCUGUCAGUUAUAUUUAGUAUAUGCCAUGGGCUUUUUAAAAAAGGUGUGGACGAAAUUAGUUUGGACACACCUGAAGUAAACUUUUCCCCAACAGUAAACCACAUAAUGCCUCAGUAUUGCUCUGCAGACAACAAUAAACCAUAUGUUGCUGUACA